CCCCGGCGACGCUCGCUCCAGACACUGCUGUAUCCCUCUCGUUUUUCCAGCCACGGAAAUCGGUGAACCGAUCGGUGCGCUCUGAUUUUUCAGUAGUCUGGGGAUAGGUCGCGUUUAUCUGUACGUUUACCGCGGAUGUACGUGAACACGGAACCAACUCACAAUUUAGACAAAACAAGUAACCUCGCUAAGUGAAUCUAUUGGGUCUGCUGCUGUGCGUUCAGACCGAGCAGAUCCUUCCUCCGUGCGAUCAUUUCCUCCUAUUUGGAGAGGAAGGGUGUUAUGGGCUGUUAGUUUUCGAAGUGAAAUCUCAGAAGUUGGUUUACUUUCGGGACUCUUAACGUGUUGCUCCAGUUUAUCAUGUCCUUAAUGUAGAGUUACUGAUAUCUAAAACAAAUCUGUAAAGUGCCGCGAUCAAGCCCAUCACUGUGUAAUGUCACAGUUGUCAAAUUGGAGCCCAGAUGGGGAACAAAACAAAACCGUAGGCUAUAGUUCGCACUUCUACGGAUCCAUCCAGCACGCACAUUUAUUCCAAAUAACGCAUAGGGGCAAAUCCAUCUCACGGAUUUCUCUCUCCAUCUCAACGGCAUAAUAUAGCCACUGAUUUAGUUUUUUAGUUUAGUUUUUCUAUGUCAAACUGUAGGCUAGGCUACUCACUGAAAGACCUUUUGCAAUACCCAGCUCUGACCGAAGCGGAAGAGGACAGUUUUUUUCUGUCUGAGAUACGGGACACUGGAUUUACCCGCUGGUGGAGACAGUGAUUGUGUGUUGGUGAGGUGAGCUGAGCUGAGCAAAGGAAAUGAGCGCUCACUGAGACCAUCUCCUGCCGUCUGACUACCCUCAGCACCCGGUUUCGUGCAACAGAAGAAGUGGUCAACGGAUCAUGUCUCCACUGUUACGUGGAAACUAAUGCACUUCCGGGUCCAGAUACUUGUCCACUGACCCCACACACUACAAUACCCACGAUUCCUGUCUGCAAAAAAGUAAGGACUUAGGUGUUGAAGCCCUUAGGUGACUUGGACUUCCUUGUUUUACUAUUGAACUAUUUCAGCACCACUAGCCAGUUCUUAGUUUACAACAGUGAUCUUAGAGGGACUGUAGAGGUACUGAGAUACAGUCAUAGAGAAAAACAAAGAACAACGGAAACAAAAUGGCCAACAACACGGCGGACCACCCCUCGGGGAACUCUGUUGCCGAUGGCAACCAAGAAGGGGACUUUGGCAUCACGGUGAUGGAUCUCCGGGACCUGAUGGAGCUGAGGAGCGGAGAGGCCGUCACCAAGAUAGCCGACUCCUACGGAGACGUGCAAGGGCUCUGCCGCAGGCUCAAGACAUCACCCAUCGAGGGUCUGUCUGGUAACCCAGUGGAUCUGGAGAAGCGCCACACAGCGUUUGGGAAGAACUUCAUCCCUCCUAAAAAGCCUAAGUCUUUCCUCGCGCUGGUGUGGGAAGCUCUACAGGAUGUUACUCUAAUCAUCCUGGAGAUUGCUGCCGUCAUCUCCCUGGGCCUGUCCUUCUACCACCCUCCCGGGGGAGAUAGCGAACUGUGUGGUGAGACAGCAUCUGGAGUGGAGGAUGAGGGCGAGGCGCAGGCGGGCUGGAUCGAGGGCGCCGCCAUCUUGUUCUCUGUUGCCAUCGUUGUCUUGGUGACGGCGUUUAACGACUGGAGCAAGGAGAAGCAGUUCCGCGGGCUGCAGAGCCGCAUCGAACAGGAGCAGAAGUUCACCGUCAUCCGCAAAGGCCAGGUCAUCCAGAUCCCUGUGUCCGAACUAGUGACAGGAGACAUCGCCCAGAUCAAAUAUGGUGAUCUGCUGCCAGCUGAUGGUAUCCUGAUCCAGGGCAACGACCUGAAGAUUGACGAAAGCUCUCUGACCGGUGAAUCAGACCAAGUCAGGAAGUCCCUCGAGAAAGACCCCAUGCUGCUGUCCGGCACCCAUGUGAUGGAGGGAUCAGGUAGAAUGGUGGUGUCUGCAGUGGGUCUCAACUCCCAGACUGGAAUCAUCUUCACUCUGCUGGGGGCGGGAGAUGGCGACGAGGAAAAGAAGAUCAAGAAAGGUAAAAAACAAGGACCCCCCGAAAAUCGCAACAAAGCUAAGACCCAGGACGGCAUUGCCCUGGAGAUCCAGCCCCUGAAGAGUGAGGUUGAGUCCGAGGAGAAGGAGCCGGAGGUGGAGGUCAAACAGGUGAAGAGGGUUCAGAUCACCAAGAAGGAGAAGUCUGUGCUGCAGGGCAAACUCACCAAACUGGCUGUGCUAAUCGGGAAGGCAGGUCUGAUCAUGUCAGCAGUGACGGUGAUCAUUCUCAUUCUGUACUUCGUGAUUGACACGUUCGGGGUACAGGGUCGCCCAUGGCUGAAGGAGUGUACCCCCAUCUAUAUCCAGUACUUUGUCAAGUUCUUCAUCAUCGGAGUCACUGUGCUGGUGGUGGCUGUGCCUGAGGGGCUGCCUCUAGCCGUCACCAUCUCUCUGGCCUACUCUGUCAAGAAAAUGAUGAAAGACAAUAACCUGGUGCGUCACCUGGAUGCGUGUGAGACAAUGGGGAACGCUACGACCAUCUGCUCCGACAAGACAGGCACCCUCACCAUGAACCGUAUGACCGUGGUGCAGGCCUACUUGGGAGACACACACUACAAGAAAGUACCAGAACCCGACGUCAUCAAACCAUCAACAAUGGAAGUCCUGGUCAACAGCAUCGCCAUCAACUCAGCCUAUACUACUAAGAUCCUGUCUCCAGAAAAGGAGGGAGGUCUGCCCCGCCACGUUGGCAACAAGACAGAAUGCUCCCUAUUGGGCUUUGUGCUGGAACUGAAGAGGGACUACCAGCCAAUCAGGGACGAGAUUCCUGAGGAGAAACUGUACAAGGUGUACACCUUCAACUCAUCCCGUAAGAGCAUGAGCACGGUGCUGAAGAACACCGACGGUAGCGGCUUUCGCAUGUACAGCAAGGGAGCCUCCGAGAUCGUCCUACGCAAAUGUUCCCGUAUCCUGGACACGAACGGGGAGCCACGUAUCUUCAAGCCUAAGGACCGUGAUGAGAUGGUGAAGGUGGUGAUUGAGCCCAUGGCCUGUGACGGUCUAAGGACCAUCUGUGUGGCCUACAGGGACUUCCCUGCCGAGGCAGGAGAACCAAACUGGGACAACGAGGCCGAUAUCCUCAACGAGCUCACCUGCAUCUGUGUGGUCGGCAUUGAGGACCCCGUCAGACCUGAGGUACCUGAUGCUAUCCUAAAGUGCCAGAGGGCUGGCAUCACCGUGCGCAUGGUUACCGGGGACAACAUCAACACCGCCCGUGCCAUAGCAACCAAGUGUGGCAUCCUGUUGCCGGGCGAGGACUUCCUGUGUCUGGAGGGCAAAGAGUUCAACCAGCUGAUCCGUAAUGACCAGGGAGAGGUGGAGCAAGAGCGUCUGGAUAAGGUGUGGCCCAAGCUGCGUGUGCUGGCUCGUUCCUCUCCCACUGACAAACACACUCUGGUCAAAGGUAUCAUGGACAGCACCGUCCUCGAGACACGACAGGUGGUGGCUGUGACAGGCGACGGAACUAACGAUGGCCCCGCCCUGAAGAAGGCUGAUGUUGGAUUUGCUAUGGGUAUCGCCGGUACGGACGUGGCUAAGGAAGCGUCAGAUAUCAUUCUGACUGACGAUAACUUCACUAGCAUCGUCAAGGCUGUCAUGUGGGGCCGCAAUGUCUAUGACAGCAUCUCCAAGUUCCUCCAGUUCCAGCUCACUGUCAACGUGGUGGCCGUCAUCGUGGCCUUCACUGGCGCAUGCAUCACACAGGACUCUCCUCUGAAAGCGGUGCAGAUGUUGUGGGUUAACCUGAUCAUGGACACCCUGGCUUCCCUAGCCCUAGCCACCGAGCCCCCCACUGAGUCCCUGUUGCUGAGGAAGCCGUACGGCCGCAACAAGCCCCUAAUCUCCCGCACCAUGAUGAAGAACAUCCUGGGUCAUGCCGUCUAUCAGCUCACAAUCAUCUUCACCCUGCUGUUCGCUGGAGAGAACUUCUUUAACAUCGACAGUGGGCGCAACGCGCCCCUCCACUCGCCGCCAUCGGAGCACUACACCAUCGUGUUCAACGUGUUUGUCAUGAUGCAGCUGUUCAACGAGAUCAAUGCCAGGAAGAUCCACGGAGAGAGGAACGUUUUUGAGGCCAUCUACCGUAACCCCAUCUUCUGUAGUGUGGUCCUGGGAACCUUCGUCCUGCAGAUUGUCAUUGUCCAGGUUGGAGGGAAGCCCUUCUCCUGCACCGCUCUGACCAUCGACCAGUGGCUCUGGUGUGUGUUCAUCGGAGUGGGAGAGCUGCUUUGGGGACAGCUGAUCUCAGCCAUCCCCACCCACCACCUGAAGUUCCUAAAGGAGGCUGGCCACGGCACCCAUAAGGAGGAUGUCCCCGAAAACGAGAUGAAUGAGGGGGACGAUGAGAUCGACCACGCUGAGAUGGAGCUCCGUAGGGGUCAGGUCCUCUGGUUCAGGGGCCUCAACCGCAUCCAGACUCAGAUGGACGUGGUCUAUACGUUCCAGACGGGUCAGGCUCCGGUGCCGGGGGCAUUGAGACGCCAACCCUCAGUGGUCAGCCAGCACAACGACGCCAAAACAGUCUCUAGCCCCACCCACGUAGGGCUUUCCUCUUCCUCCCUGUCUGCCAACUCUGCCGGGGCCCCGCCCCUUCUUACUCCUGCCGUCGCUGCUUCCUCCUCCACUGCAGGCAAUUAAGGUGGUAAAUGCGUUCCGUAGCUCUCUUUACCCGGGGCUAGAGAACCGAGAAUCAAAAAAUUCCAUCCAUAACUUCAUGGCCCACCCUGAGUUUGUUCCCCUGUCUGAGGAAGAGGCGCGGAUCCCUGACAUCGAUGAGAGCAGCAGUGAUGAGGUGGAGUUCCAGCACAUGCCCAGCUCCUUCUCUGGGGGGGAAGAAGCUCCAGAUGUCAGCCACGAGGCCUCCUGCUGAUCACCUCCUCUCUUCUCCUCUCUUCCAUUCUGCUCUGUCCAUCUCCCCCUGUUGGCCGGCUGGUUACCCUCCUGCACUUCCACCACCAGGAGGACAAGCGGUACGCCCCUCAUCCCACAGAGGGUACACCCAGAGCAGGCAAGGGGUCCCAGUGUCUCCCCGUCUUCACCUACCCCUCUUCACCUGCCCCUCUUCACCUACUCCUCUUCCUCCGCCUCCUCUUUCUUCCACUUCCUGAACCCUACACCUACCUCUCACCUGCCCCACCCACACACCCCACCUUGCCAUUCCCAUGGGCUGGCACUGACUGUGGUGUGUAUGCCCUUUAAGUAUGUGCAGCAGAGUGACAUGUAGACCAUCAAAUCACAUCGCGCCCCAAACUCAUGCGUGGGAGGGGCCAUGUGGGGUCCACCAAUCUGCUCUGUCGAAGGCUGUAGCCUGUCCUACUGUCCAUCUUUGGAGUUUUAAUGUAAUUUCUUUUUUGUCCUGUAACAUUUCAUUGUUUUAUUUUAACCUCAGAUAGCCCAGAACUGAAACACAACAUGUUUAUCCUCUUGUACGUGCUUAUUACACCCUGCAUACACUAACUGACACAGAACUUUUAGAGUAUAUCCAUGUGUACAUUAAUGUAUGUGUACAUAACAGUAUAUAUGCUUUAUAGGCUCUUCAACACAGCUCCAAGCUGAUUUGAUGAUCAGAUGAACAUUGGCCAUGUGAUUUAACAGCUUUCAGCUACUAAGUUUUUCCACUCCAUUUCUCAAUCUGUGUUUUAACUGUACAGUGUGUAUGCAAUGGAUCUGUUUUGAAGCAAGAUGUACUAAUGGGUUAUGCAGUUCAAUCCAGGAACCCAUGUAUUCAUUCAUUCUGAUAAACUACAUAUUUUCAAUGAUGAAGGUU
Molecule: messenger RNA, 5837 nt
Organism: Salmo salar (Atlantic salmon)
Lineage: Eukaryota; Metazoa; Chordata; Actinopteri; Salmoniformes; Salmonidae
Product: plasma membrane calcium-transporting ATPase 1
Biological process (GO): regulation of cytosolic calcium ion concentration; calcium ion transmembrane transport
Cellular component (GO): plasma membrane; intracellular membrane-bounded organelle
Molecular function (GO): PDZ domain binding; P-type calcium transporter activity; ATP hydrolysis activity
Source: RefSeq, a predicted model, not a curated record